AUAUCAGCUGAAACACUGCAUCAGUGAGCCAGACAUGCUUACGUUGUGUCAUUGUUGUUUUAUUCACAGUCCGUUCAUUGUCGUGAAUUCCGUAGAAUACAUACAUGAAAUUUACAAAUUUUUUACAAAUAUCAAUUCUUCUAUUAACUUUGACAUUUUUAAAUUAUUUCAUAGUUUAUCAAAAAUGUCCUGCUGUAACUUAUGAUGAUAAAACCGUUAUCCACCAAUUAUCAAAGCAAAAUGUUAAUGAAAAAAUAUUCUUCAUCACACCAACUUAUUCUAGGCCUGUUCAAGAGGCCGAAUUAACACGACUUUCUCAUACUUUAUUGUUAGUCUCCAAUCUUCAUUGGAUUAUUGUUGAAGAUAGUGAUCAAAAAACUUUACUUAUUACGCAAUUUUUGCAAAGAAUAUCCAAGAUGAAAAUCUUUGAAAAUUUUGAAUACACUCAUCUAAAUGUUGAAACACCCAAAUCAUUUAAAACUAGUCGUCGUGAUCCAAAUUGGCUUAAACCUAGAGGUGUUUGGCAACGAAAUGAAGCUCUACGAUGGCUCAGAGAGAACACAACCGAAAAAGGAAUCGUAUAUUUUGGUGACGAUGAUAACACUUAUGAUCUGAGAUUAUUUGAAGAAAUGCGUAAUACUAAAAAAGUUUCAGUUUUUCCCGUUGGAUUAGUUGGUGGUUUAAUGGUGGAAAAACCUUUGAUAGAAAACGGAAAAGUGAUUGGAUUCAAUUCCAUUUGGAAACCUAAACGAAAAUUUCCAAUAGACAUGUCUGGUUUUGCCAUAAAUUCACAACUAAUCCAUGAUAAACAUGAUGCUUAUUUUUCGCCAUAUGUACCUCGUGGUUAUCAAGAAACUCAUCUGCUAACACAAUUGAUACAUUCAAUCAAUGAACUGGAACCUAAAGCUGAUUCCUGUACAAAGAUAUUGGUCUGGCAUACCAGAACAGAAAUGCCAAAAUUGAAGAAAAUUUAAUGUCAUUAUUUAAUGAUUUUAAUUCGAUGUUAUUUACUAUCAUCGGUUAUAAAAAUAACAAAUGAUUAUCAAUUAUCAA
This is a messenger RNA of Dermatophagoides farinae (American house dust mite), 1053 nucleotides long. RefSeq lists its product as uncharacterized. Gene Ontology annotation, cellular component: Golgi membrane. Gene Ontology annotation, biological process: chondroitin sulfate proteoglycan biosynthetic process; carbohydrate metabolic process. The record is from RefSeq and is a predicted model, not a curated record. Gene Ontology annotation, molecular function: galactosylgalactosylxylosylprotein 3-beta-glucuronosyltransferase activity. NCBI's taxonomy places the organism in Eukaryota, Metazoa, Arthropoda, Arachnida, Sarcoptiformes, Pyroglyphidae.